Impatiens glandulifera is the source of this 618-nucleotide messenger RNA. Its product is annotated as ATP synthase subunit beta, chloroplastic-like. Gene Ontology annotation, biological process: proton motive force-driven mitochondrial ATP synthesis. The coding region runs from base 1 to 603 and encodes 200 amino acids. Gene Ontology annotation, cellular component: chloroplast thylakoid membrane. The record is from RefSeq and is a predicted model, not a curated record. NCBI's taxonomy places the organism in Eukaryota, Viridiplantae, Streptophyta, Magnoliopsida, Ericales, Balsaminaceae. Gene Ontology annotation, molecular function: ATP binding. The transcript has a single exon.
AUGACAAUAGUUAAUGGUGGUGAUACCACAUAUAUAUAUAUAUAUAGUGCUACAGAUGGUCUAACGAGAGGAAUGGAAGUGAUUGACACCGGGGCUCCUCUAAGCGUUCCAGUUGGUGGGGCGACUCUCGGACGAAUUUUCAACGUGCUUGGAGAGCCUAUUGAUAAUUUAGGUCCUGUAGAUACUAGCACAACAUCGCCUAUUCAUAAAUCUGCGCCCGCCUUUAUACAGUUAGAUACAAAAUUAUCUAUUUUUGAAACAGGAAUUAAAGUAGUAGAUCUUUUAGCCCCGUAUCGCCGUGGAGGAAAAAUCGGAUUAUUUGGGGGAGCUGGAGUGGGUAAAACAGUACUUAUUAUGGAAUUGAUUAACAAUAUUGCCAAAGCCCACGGAGGCGUAUCCGUAUUUGGCGGAGUAGGUGAACGUACCCGUGAAGGAAAUGAUCUUUACAUGGAAAUGAAAGAAUCUGGGGUAAUUAAUGAACAAAAUUUUGGAGAAUCAAAAGUGGCUCUAGUUUACGGUCAGAUGAAUGAACCGCCGGGAGCUCGUAUGAGAGUUGGUUUGACUGCCCUAACUAUGGCGGAAUAUUUCCGAGAUGUUAACUAAUAAGUCGUUUCAUGG